UGAAAUAUGUAACUUACAGAAAUGAAUUCCGAGGAUCAUGAAGCAUUUCAAACCAAUGCCAAGGUUUUCUCCGGUGGUCUGAAUAAAAUACAAGUCAUCGAUUACUACAACACAUGGGAUGGAUAUGAACAGGAUCUACAGCCUGGUCGCUACAAUGGCCCAUCUUAUGCUGCAGAAGCCAUUCAGAGAAGUUUUCCAGACAACAGAGAUAAGAUUCGUAUCUUAGAUGUGGCAGCUGGUACUGGUUUGGUUGGAGAAGAGUUGGCCAAGCGAGAAUUCAAAGAAAUCCACGCUCUGGACCCAAGUGAAAGCAUGCUCAUGAAAGCCAAAAAGAAGAAUGUUUACAAAAAGUAUUUAUGCGAAUUUGUGAAUCCAGAACCAUCUCCAAACAUCGAAAACGAUGCAUACCACUGUGUUGUUUGUUCGGGCGGAUUUGGAAGCGGGCAUAUCCCCUCCGGUGCUCUAAAGGAAUUGAUACGAAUAACAAAACCAGGUGGAAUGGUGAUAAUUGUGAUGAGGGAAGAAUACUUGAAUAUUCCGGAAUAUGCCGAUAGCCUGGAACCCCUUAUGAAGCAGUACCAGAACGAAGGACUAUGGAUGUGUAUAGAAAGAUCUGUCGUCCACAAGUAUUUCUGUGAAAAGUACGGGGUUAUAUUCCGGUACAGAGUUCUACAUCGCCAUUUAUAAUCCAACACAGGCAUUUUUAAUAUUGUAAAUAUUGUAAUUUAUUAAGAGCUUUAAUAGUUCCAUAUCAUGAACAUUUUACUUUUUUUUUUUUUUGAAUAAGCAGGGUACAUUCCAUCUGUUUUUGCAAGUUUUAGUCACAUACUUGUACGUUUUCCAUUACAUGUAUAUCAUUCAUUCCUUUAUUUAGUACUAUGUACUAUAGGCACAUACAUGUAAUUAUAUUUACACAUUUUGCUGUUAUACAUGCACAGAGCCAGUCCAUGUCAUCCUUGUUCAAUAUUUAUGCUGUUCUGUGAUUUGAACAAUUAUUUAUUAUGUAUUGUUUUAUUUUAAUAAAAACUAUAUAUAUUGUUCAA
This is a messenger RNA of Saccostrea echinata, 1043 nucleotides long. RefSeq names its product methyltransferase-like protein 27. The transcript has 5 exons. Bases 22 to 687 code for a protein of 221 amino acids. NCBI's taxonomy places the organism in Eukaryota, Metazoa, Mollusca, Bivalvia, Ostreida, Ostreidae. The record is from RefSeq and is a predicted model, not a curated record.